This is a messenger RNA of Parascedosporium putredinis, 612 nucleotides long. Lineage: Eukaryota; Fungi; Ascomycota; Sordariomycetes; Microascales; Microascaceae. The record is from the annotation of a GenBank genome assembly.
AUGGGGGUUGACGAGUUUUUGGCCCUCUUGGGCGAGGAAGUUGAGGAUCCAGACGAGGAAACCUUUCUCCUCUUCUCCCAGCCCAUCCCUUCCCAGAACCUAGGCUUCCUGGACCCCAAGGCCUCGGAGCUCGAGGUCGCCGUCGGGGGCAGGAGUACACGAUCCAGCAGUCGCCGGGGGUCUUGGAGUCGUCUCGCGCCGGUGGCACGACGGGUGCAGUCCUCUGGAAAAUCACCCCCUCUUCGCAUCCUGGCUCGCCUCCCCCACAAACCCCUCUUCACCACCUCCCUCCUCACCCCUACCUCGUGCGUCCUCGAGCUCGGCUGCGGUACCUCUGGCCUCAUCGGCCUCGCCGCCGCCCGCCGCGUCGCCCGCUACACCCUCACCGACCAACCCUACGUCGCCCGCGUGCUGUCCGCCAACUUGGCAGCUAACAACACCCUUGCCAAGACGACGCCGUCCGGCGCCGCGAGAAAGGAAAAAGCCAAGGGAAAGGCCAGCAAUACCCGUGGCGUCGUCAGUGGCGUCGUCACUAGCGGCAGUGGCGGCAGCGGCGACGUAGUGGCCUUUGCGCCCCUCGACUGGGAGCUCGACGUGCCCACCCCGCCCUGA